AUGUCUUCGUCACCUUCAACUGAUAGAGUCUUCAAGUACGAUGUGUUCCUCAGCUUCCGUGGUGCAGACACUCGUAAAACCGUCGCUAGCCAUUUGUAUGAAGCACUUGUCAAAAGAGGAAUCCGUACCUUCCGAGACGAUCGGAGGAUUGAGAAGGGAGAAUCCAUUCGCGAAAAACUCCGAGGAUCCAUCGAGAGUUCAAGGUUUGCCAUUGUUAUUAUCUCAAAGACCUACGCUACUACAAAGUGGUGCUUGGAGGAGCUUCAACUGAUAAUGGAUCUUGUAUCCAAGAGAGAGAUGGGUCUCAUUCCGGUUUUCUACGACGUCAUUCCAUCUGACGUUAGAAAUCUCCGACACAAAUUCUCUUUAACAGAAGGCGAAAUUUCAGAAAAGGCGCCGGAGGAUAUUCUCAUAUGGAAAAAAGCCCUUAUGCUUAUUGGAGACCGACAAGGCAUCGAGUCUAGUCAAUGUAAGAAUGACGCCAUGAUGGUUGGAGAGAUUGCUGGACGUAUUUCAAGCAGGUUGAAUCCUAUGUUCCCGAUGGAUGUGGAGGAUAUGGACGGGAUGGAAGAUUACGUGGAACGUUUUAAGCCUCUGUUGGACUUGGAUUCCGAGAGUAAUGAGGUUCGGAUGAUAGGAAUCUGGGGGAUGGGAGGCAUUGGCAAAACCUCCAUAGCCAAGUAUCUUUAUGAACGUCAUAAACAUCUCUUCUCGACUCACCAUUUUUUCAUUGAAGUUGUUUCUUCGGAACGAAAUGGUAUCGUGGAGUUACAGGAACAGCUUCUUUCCAGUGUCAUUGACAAAGAAGAUGAUCUCAAGUUCUGGAGCCCUAGCAAGGGAGCUACUCUAAUCAAGUCAAGGCUUAGUAACUUAAAAGUUUUUAUUGUCCUUGAUGAUGUGUAUCAUGAGGACCAUCUUCGUUUCUUGGCAGAAAAGCGUAGCUGGUUUGGACACGGGAGCCGAAUCAUCAUAACCACGCAGAACAAGAGCUUGCUAAAAAGGUACACAAAAUUGUACGAAGUUAAGUGCUUGGAUGAUGAUAAAGCUCUCCAACUCUUUCAGAGAUUUGCUUUUCGAGGAGGAAAGCCUCUUUCUAGACUCCACAAACAUCUCUCAAUCCAAUUCUGUAAGCUUGCUCAAGGCCUUCCUUUGGCCCUCCAGACUUUCGGUAAUAAUCUUCGUAACAAAUCCCUCAGGAAGUGGCAAGAUGAUUUAAAAUCACUUGAGGAAACUCCAGGCGAAAAGAUCAUGAAGCUCUUGAAGAUUAGGUACGAUAGAUUAGAAGAGCUUGAGAAGACUGCUUUUCUUCACGUUGCAUGCCUUUUCAAUGGAGACCCUUUCUUGCGAGUCACGAAACUUCUUGAACAAGGUGACGACGUGAUACAAAAAUUAGCGACAAAGUCUCUCAUCGACAUAUCUUCUGGUGGGCGUAUAUCUAUGCACCGUUUGUUAGAGCAAACAGGAAGACAAAUUGUGCGCCAAGACGACCCUGCCGACCAACGAAUCUUGUGGCACCAUGAAGACAUCUAUCAAGUGCUUAUAGACAAAGCAGGAACACGAAAAAUCCAAGGCGUGGCGUAUGAUGUUUCUAAGAUAACCGAUGAUGAUGAUCUUCAUAUUCAUAUCAAAUGGGAUGUUUUCAAGCGAAUGCAUAACCUCAGUUUUCUGAUAUACAAGCAGUCCAGAUAUUUAGAGUCCCGCAGGGAAGAUUUGAUUAUAAACAAAAGUUUGCCUGUUCCUCGUAAGCUUAAAUUAUUGCAUUGGGAUGCAUAUCCUUAUACAACCUUGCCUACCGGAAUCCGUCCAGAGUUUCUUGUUGAACUAACUCUUUGUUACAGCAAGCUCAUAACCUUGUGGAGUAAAACUGAAAUUCCGAAACUUUUUAAGAAACUGAGGAAACUAGACUUGACGGGAUCUAAGGAUCUUGAAGAACUUCCAGAUCUUGAGGAAGCUGAGUUUCUAGAGGAGUUGAUACUAGAAGGUUGCACUUCCUUGAAACAGAUUCCAAAAUCCAUCUGUAACCUACCUAGUCUUCAUAAACUUGAUGUUUCCAACUGUGAUGGGCUUAAGAAGCCAAGCAUCAACAUAACGAACUCUAACUCUACUGUCAUUCGAGGCAGAAGCUUACCCGUCAGAUCAGUCCGCCUACAACUUCAUGGCACAGAACCAUCAGCGGAAGAGUCUCAACACAUUUCUCUUACAAAUCUUUCAGUCAAAGGCAACCUGGAAAUCAAGUUGAUAUCUCCUGGAGGAUACGCAGAGCAUCUAUCUUAUAUCUCUCAUGAAGAACUCAUGACGAAGUUGGACUUCGAGUCACCUCCUUACGGUUGUAAAUCACUCGACAUCAUGCGGUUUCAUGGCAGCAAGAACCCUUUCAAGUGUAAGAGCUUUUCAGGGUUUCCAUGGUUACUGGAGCUAAACCUAAUCAACCUAAACAUCCAGAAAAUCCCUGAUGACAUCCACCAGAUGCAAGCCCUAGAGAAACUUGACCUCAGUGGGAACAUCUUCGAGAUGUUACCUACAACAAUGAGUCAACUUACAAAGUUGAAAAAUUUGACGCUUUGUAACUGCCGCAGUUUAAAAGAAUUGCCAGAACUUUCUCAGGUGGAGAGGCUGACGCUUUCUGACUGUACAAAGCUCCGAGCAUUGAUAAAGAUUGGUGGUAAGAGAAGAUACAGUUUGCUUGAGCUUUGGCUUGACAACUGCAAGAGUAUUGUUUCAUUAUCAGAAGAGCUUAGUCAUCUCACUGAGUUGAGAUACUUAGAUCUCAGCAGACAAGAUUUCAAGACAUUGCCGACAAACAUCACAAACCUCACAUCUUUGGUGAAGCUCUGCCUCAGUUACUGCAACAACCUCGAAUCACUGUCAGGGCUUCCACCGAGUCUCAGGAACUUAAAUGCACAUGGAUGCAAGUCUCUGGAAGCUUCUUCCCUUGUAGUCACGCAUUCUUUUGAUCUUAGCCAUUGCCCUUAUUGGAGGCAGGACUCUAGUAAAAUCACUCGUUUUCCAACUGGAAGACGUGGUAAAGAGGUACCAGUAUGUGCUUGUGCUUCCUUCAAGGGAAAUACAAUUGCAAGUACGGCUAAACAAGUGAUCACAUGUAGUACUAGUCUCAUAUCAAACCACUUGCAGCGUUUAAAGUCGUGGUUGCGUGUUUUUGCUCGGUGUGUAUCGGUUGCGGGUUUCGUCGUUCUGCUUGUGGCUCUUGCUAUUCUUCUUGUGGGUCUCGUCAUUUGGCUUGUGAGAGAAAUCGAUUCUUUUUACUGCCAGAAAAGCAUGAGAUGUUACGCUAAUUAA
This is a messenger RNA of Microthlaspi erraticum, 3297 nucleotides long. The record is from the annotation of a GenBank genome assembly. NCBI's taxonomy places the organism in Eukaryota, Viridiplantae, Streptophyta, Magnoliopsida, Brassicales, Brassicaceae.